AUGGAGGAUGAGCACAAACUCAAAUCAACUCCGUUCACCAUGACAGACCCACAUUUUGUCAAAAGUACAAAGAAGGGCAUCAUGCCUACACCUAAAAGACUGCGAGAUCUUAUACGAGAGAUCCGAGCGGCCAGAACUGCUGCAGAUGAGAGAUCAGUUGUUAACAAAGAAUGUGCUGACAUACGUCAAACAUUCAGAGAGGAGGAUAACACAUACAGAUGCCGCAAUGUAGCCAAAUUAUUGUACAUACACAUGCUAGGAUUUCCUGCACAUUUUGGCCAGUUGGAAUGUUUGAAGCUGAUUGCGUCUCCACGGUUCACUGAUAAGAGAAUAGGAUACCUUGGUGGGAUGUUAUUACUGGAUGAGAGGCAGGAUGUUCAUUUAUUGGUCACAAACUCACUCAAAAAUGACCUAAAUCACCAGACACAGUACAUAGUGAGCUUGGCUCUUUGUACAUUAGGCGCUAUCUGUUCAUGUGAGAUGAGUCGAGAUCUGGCUGGAGAAGUAGAAAAAUUACUAAAAUCAUCAAAUGCUUACAUAAAGAAAAAGGCUGCACUUUGUGCUGUUCGCAUCAUCAGAAAGGUGCCAGAUCUAAUGGAGAUGUUCAUUCCUGCAACCAGGGCACUGCUCAAUGAGAAAAAUCAUGGUGUUUUGCUAACAGCAGUUGCGCUUAUCAUAGAAAUGUGUGAAAAAAGUCCAGACACUCUGAACCAUUUUAGAAGGUUGGUGCCCAAGAUAAUAAGGAUCCUAAAAAACCUGAUAAUGUCUGGUUACUCGCCGCAACACGACGUCAAUGGCGUAUCAGAUCCUUUUCUACAAGUCAAAAUUCUGCGGUUGCUCCGAUUACUCGGCAAAGGAGACAUGGAAGCUAGUGAGACUAUGAAUGAUAUCUUGGCACAGGUGGCCACUAAUACAGAAACCAGCAAAAAUGUGGGUAAUUCCAUCUUAUAUGAAACUGUCAUGACUAUAAUGGACAUUAAAUCUGAAAGUGGACUAAGGGUGUUAGCAGUUAAUAUACUAGGACGUUUCCUGCUAAAUAAUGACAAAAACAUUCGCUAUGUGGCUCUAAACACACUUCUUCGUGUUGUAAAUGCAGACUAUAAUGCUGUCCAACGACACAGAAGUACAAUAGUAGAUUGUCUAAAGGACCCAGAUUCUUCUAUUAAAAAACGUGCAAUGGAACUGUGCUUUGCAUUGAUAAACUCAAACAAUGUGCGAAGCAUGAUGAAAGAACUUGUAGUAUUCAUGGAGAAGGCAGAACCUGACUUCAAAACAGAAUGCUCAUCUAACAUAGUCACUUCAGCAGAAAAAUACAGUCCCAAUAAACGAUGGCACAUAGACACAGUCAUGAAAGUACUAACCACAGCUGGAAACAACAUAAGAGAUGAUGUGGUGUCUCAACUGAUCCAACUUAUCCAAGCCUCUUCACAAUUACAUGCAUACGCAGUACAGAAACUUUACAUUUGCACUACAACAGACCUCCACCAACAGCCACUGGUACAGGUUGCCUCUUGGUGCUUAGGAGAAUAUGGAGACCUGGCAUUUGUAGCUGUGGAAGACGAGGAACCUUUAGAUAUCACAGAAGCAGAUGUAGUUGAACUUCUAGAGAAGAUUCUUCAAACCAAUUACAGCAGUGUAGUUACAAAGGAGUAUGCUAUCAAUGCAUUAAUGAAACUCAGCACAAGGCUUCCCUCUCAAACUAAACGAAUACAAAGUGUUUUAUCUAUUUAUGGUAGUAGUAUGGACUUAGAGCUUCAACAGAGGGCUGUGGAAUAUAGUGCACUAUUUACGAAACAUGAUCAAAUGAGGUCUGGACUGUUGGAGAAAAUGCCCCUACAAGAGGCCAAGGUUACCAAUGGUGAUGACAUGACUAAUGGGGAUGCCCUCCUAGAUGAAUUAGAAGACAAUAAUGACACCUCUAACAAUAUACAGAAGAUUGAACCCAGAAAAACUGAGAGUCAGAAUAUCUUAGAUCUGUUAGGGGAUGGUAAUGAGCCUCUAGCUCCUGUUAUAAGCAACUCUAAGCCAUCAAAAGAUACUAGUGGUGGAGGUGCCCUACUAGACCUACUGGGUGACCUGGAUAUGUCAAGUCCUGCUGGAGGACCCCCACCCCUGAUGGCCAAUCCCAUGCUUGACAGCCCCCUAGACUCCAUGAUGCUAAUAGGUGGCGACUCCAGCACAAGCCCUGUAAAUAAUAGCCUUGAUGAAGCCCCCGCCUAUCCCCCAGUGACAGCCUUCGAGAAGAAUGGCUUAAAGAUAGAGUUCAACUUUAAACGAGAUGGCGAACAAAUCCAAGUGCACCUCGCAUCAACCAACUCUACUUUCUCCGACAUGGAGAACUUUGUGUUCCAAGCUGCAGUACCCAAAUCAUUCCAGUUACAACUGGAACCCCCAUCCGCUAGUACAAUACCAGCCAACAAUGCUGGUGCCGUAACGCAAGUCAUCAAAAUCAACAAUCCACAAAAGCAAGCCAUCCGAAUGCGGUUACGAAUGACUUAUACAACAAAUGGUUCUCCUGUAACUGAACAAGGCGAAGUUAGUAAUUUCCCCAACAACCUAUGGCAAUAGCACCUAUAGCCCCUCCAAGGGGUAUCUACACAAACAUUUAGGAUAUACAAUUUUUUACUAUAACAUGAACCUGAAGUGGAGUAUUAGGUUAAU
Molecule: messenger RNA, 2661 nt
Organism: Owenia fusiformis
Lineage: Eukaryota; Metazoa; Annelida; Polychaeta; Sabellida; Oweniidae
Source: the annotation of a GenBank genome assembly